AUGCAAGCGACCGACUCAACUUCUUUUGGCGCAGGACUUUUCAGCAUGCUCAAGAAGAUGGUCUGCCUCCUGCUCGGCGUCGCCGCGGCCAGCGCGCUGCCGAUUGACGCCGCCGUCGAAGGCGACACCAACCCGACGGUGCGCGGCACGACGUUCGCUUCGAUGCCGCGCCCGGAUGACAUCGACUUCGAUCUCGAUACAAAAUCGACGUGCACCGGUGGCGCAGCAGCUUGCCGCAAAUGCCAGCCUUGGCAAAAGCGCGUGCGCUGGACUUGGCGCUACAUGUACAACGACUACGUGGACCACACGCAGGAGGCCUUCAAGUGCCUGAAACGGGGCCCGCUUGAGGAGACCGAGAACCACCCCGCGAAUGGCUGCGAUGAACCUGACUCUGCGGCAAAGAUUCGCAACGUCACUAAGGAGGAAGACCUCAUGCUCGGCCGCUCCAAGCGCGUGCUCUUCAGCGCCCUCAAGAUGGCUCGGCGCAGCGGCGAUUUGACCAAGUUCAUGUGGAUGCACGGCGUCCCGAUGGCGGCAAUUACGAACCACUUCACGUCGCAUUUCUUGCCAUGGCAUCGCAAGAACCAACUCGAGUACGAGAAUCUCCUGCGCGCGCAGGGCUUCGACGACGACGUAGAGGAGGACGAGGAGUGCCCGGGCUGCCGCGACUGGUACUCGUGCUUGACGACGCCGGCGUGGGAUUGGACUGCUGAUCAGAGCGACUGCGAGCAUGCCACCUCUGGUUCGAUCUACUACAAGUCCGACGUCCGCACUGGAGACCCAAAGAAGGUGCCCCACCCCUGGCGGCGCGACGAUACGACUGACAAGUUUGACGGCACUCGAAGCAUGGGCAAGGGAUGUACCUCAACACUUUGCCUCGCAUGGCACCUCAACCUCGCCUUUCUGCAGUUCGUUCACGACUUUGGCGGCGGCGGGUCUCCGCAUUGCUCCACCUCGCCCUUCUGCAAGUGGUCGGACAACCUCACCAUGCAGGGCGGGCCGAUGUGCAAGGACCCCGACGACCUCGCCGUUCAGAAUGGAGUGGAUGAGCAUCUGAAGCUGGUGAUGGAAAAUAACCCGUCCAUCACCAGCAAGGACGAGGCAAUCGGCCUGUGCAAGAUCCGCCACGACCCUCACGCGGUCGCUGGCGGCGUCACACUGUGGCCAGGUUUGGGCGAUGACAGCUCGAGCGCCUGCACGGAGAAGGAGUACGCGGCUAAGGCCGCCGCCGGGUGGGGGCCGCUCAACUGCGAGCACCUCGGGAGCCAUAAGGUGACGGGCAAGCCACUCUUCCCGCAAAAGACGCUCUACACGAAAGGGAUGGCCAACCAGGUGUACGACAACCGCGUUGGCUGCCUCGAUAAGGGACCCUUUGCUGGCUGGACGGCCCCAACCCCCAACAAUGAGAACCCAAAAGACCCGCACACACAGAACUGCGUUGCGCGGGCAGUCGACUUUACCAUGUCCAACAUGAACCAGAAAUUCCUCACGCCGCCCGACCUCGCCACCAUGAUCUCCACCAGCGAGUUCUUCCGGCCAGCUGAUCUAAGCUUGGAGGGCACGAACAACUUUCGACACCCCAACUCCGGCUUUGCCCAGCGAGUCGAGACGACUGUGCAUGGCGUCCCGCACACCUUCAUCGGCGGGCAAAUGAUCUCGUACGAGUCGAUCUCCGAUCCCAUGUUUUUGGGGCACCACUCCAUGAUUGAGAACACCUUCACCAUGUGGCAAGACUGCAAGAAUCUCGAGAUCCGUUCGACCCUCAAGGACCUGACGAACCGGUCCGACGAAAAUGGCCAACUCAUCGAUUUCAGCGACGAGUCGAUCGGUAUCUGGAGUCAGGAGGAGUACGCCAAAGAGACCAAGGGCAUCUUGAAGCACCGGAUGCUGGACCAGUCCGACUGGCGGGGCCGGCUCGCGCAUCAGCCGUGGAACAAGCACAUCACCGCCCGCUACGACCGCAUCAACAAUCUCGGCUACACCGGAGCUCCGGCAAAAUCGGCGACCGUCCACAUCACGUUCAACGCUGAUGGCUCGCAGCAAGUCGAGCACGGCGAGAAGCCGCUGACCGACCACACGAGCUCCAGCAAGUUGAGCGGACCUUACCUUAAGAGCGCCCACGACCCUAGCGGUACCCUCAAGUACGGUUCAGACGGGCUGGCCUCGGCGACAGAUUUUGCCCCGUUCGACACCGCUUGGCCAAACUACAAGGAGAAGGGCCGGGGAGUGAUUCAAGACAUCUAUAACUCGCGCAUGAAUUUCCCCGCCGGCUACAAAGCACCCGAUGGCUACAAAGCACCCGAUCGCAGCAUGAUCAAUCACUGCUCCAUUGGCCCGCAGGCGUCUUCGCGCCCGGGGGGGGGUCCCGACCCCCCCAGAGGCUUCACCACAUGCUAG
Messenger RNA from Emiliania huxleyi CCMP1516, 2397 nucleotides. RefSeq lists its product as hypothetical. The record is from RefSeq and is a predicted model, not a curated record. The transcript is spliced from 10 exons. Gene Ontology annotation, molecular function: oxidoreductase activity. Bases 1 to 2397 code for a protein of 798 amino acids. NCBI's taxonomy places the organism in Eukaryota, Haptophyta, Isochrysidales, Noelaerhabdaceae.